Molecule: messenger RNA, 767 nt
Organism: Effrenium voratum
Lineage: Eukaryota; Dinophyceae; Suessiales; Symbiodiniaceae
Source: the annotation of a GenBank genome assembly
AUGAUGAAGGACUUGGUCAUCAACCCGCUGGGUGCAGGGCCCUUCCAGUUAGCCAAGGCGUUGGAGGAGCGCCAGGCCAAGCAGCUGGAGGACUUGGACCGCGUGGACAGGCUCUGGGAGUUCCGGUUGUGCGUGGAGAUGCUGCGGGACUGCCUGGACUCUUACAACCGCCACGGCGAGCGUGAUAUGCUGAGCACGGCGGAGGAGACCCUGUCCACGGCCGAGGAGCUGUUACGCAGAGUCACCGAGCUGGCGGUGAUGCACAUCCAGUCCGAUGAGGCCUUCUUGGAUUCCAUCAGCCAGGGUCCGCAAGGCUUGUUCCCACAAGACGACAGCGGCCUAUUGAUGCAGGUGCUGCAGUCCCCCGACUUCCAGGAGAAAGGAGGCCUGACCCGGAGUUUGCUGUCCUCGAGGCUCAUGAUCUCUGGACUUCUGGAGUCCGUGGUCGGGGAGCUCACGCGGUGGCGGUCGCACCCCAGCGAGGCAGACCUGGAGGCCUGGAAGCGCUGGGACCGGACGUACGAGCGCCUGGCCCGCCGCGUGGCGGCAGUGCAGCAGUCGCAGCAGGCGAAGAGCGCGCCUGGUGGCGACAGCCUCUGGCGGUGCAUGGAGGUUUUGGACCCGGCGGCGCCUUUGCGGGAGGAGACCGUGGAGUGCGUGGCGUGUCGAAACCCGGCAUGCGCCCCGCUCUGCGGGUACGGUCAGAGAGCAUGAUGCUGUCUUUAACAGGUUUCUCAAAAUAGGAAGAGGUCCAAUUCCCAAGGCCA